This is a messenger RNA of Aspergillus fijiensis CBS 313.89, 1904 nucleotides long. RefSeq lists its product as uncharacterized. Bases 437 to 1501 code for a protein of 354 amino acids. The record is from RefSeq and is a predicted model, not a curated record. The transcript has a single exon. Lineage: Eukaryota; Fungi; Ascomycota; Eurotiomycetes; Eurotiales; Aspergillaceae.
UCCGUCCGACCCCUCUUAGUGAUGGCUAUUACUUUUUUCUUUUACGCGAGAAAAUAAGGAAAUACAAUCCGCCCCUCUCUUCCAGAAUCAGAAUCGAAAAAGAAAAUUGGCCACUGUGGGACCAGACUUUUUUUUUUCUUUUGCUCUAGUCUUAUAAUCUCGGGUCCAGGCACAAACGCGCGCGCGAUCUCUUCUUCCGACCCGUCGUGCCUUCUUCCCCCCCCCUAUCUGUUCAUUUGUAUAUCCUCCCCCCCAUGUCUCGAUAACUUGAGCCUCCACUAAACACCACUACCACCACUUUUAAACUCCAUCAAGUCUCGGAACACAUAAUUCCCCAGGUUGCUCGAGGAAAUUACUUCUAUUUCUAUUCAGCACAUCAGAACGGUGCCACUUUUGAUUAUCCUCCACUCGUUUCCCGCACAGCGGUGUCGCCAUCAUGUUCGAGGACUUCUCUUUCUCCUCUCCCUCCUCCACUCGGCCUCCCCGCUUGGCCUUGGACAGCGAAGAAUAUCAGCGCCUCACUCUCGACCAUGACAGUGGAUUAAUCUCUCCCUUGUCCUCGCGCUGUCCGUCACCACGCUCGUCAACGCAGCGCUUCCCCCGGACCCUAUCUCGCUCGCGAUCCUCCUACUCCCGGGGCCAGGCUCAAGCGCCCACCUCCGUCCCUUUCUCCGCAUACGAGAAGCGCUUCUCCAUCAGCACCCUCACCAAGAAACUUCACGAGCACACACUCCAAAACCAGUCCGGCACUGCGGGCGCAAUCCCCAGCGAUGACCGCUUCCCCGAUGCGCCCAUCUCCCCCACCUCCCCCUCCGAUCUCCAUUUCAGUAGCAACAACCCCAAACUCUUCCCCGGCUACGUCCUGACACCCCCCGACACGGAUCUUGACGAUGAUUCCCACACAUCCGGCUCUCUAUCGCCGACGUUUCCCCCGUCUUCCUCCUCUCCAUACCUGAACCCGACCUCCGCCCCCGCCGCCUCAGACAGCUACAACUCCCCGACCGACACGACCCCAAUGGAUCUCAACGCAGACGACCAGGAACACAACUAUACGACCAUGCGCGCGCAGCGCCAACACAUCUCGCGCCUGCAGUACUGCAACCCCACCGACCUCGAGGCUAUCCGCCUGGCCCUGAUCUCUGAGGACGAGGCCCUGCGCACCGCCGUCUCGCACAGCUACUCCACCUGUGAAGACGACUGGCACCCCAGCUCGCUCCCGCCGCAGUCGUCCCCGCGCCGACGCGCCCUGACGGCGUCGCGGGGCAGUCGGUUCCGCCCGGCCACGGAAUCGAUCUCCUCCACUUCCUCCGUCCCAUCAUCCUCGUCGCUGGCGGAAUACACGCGUUCCCGGAGAAAGAGCAGCGUCAGCGCGCUGCAGUCAUCCCAUCGGAUCGAGAAGAGCUAUCAGCUCGGCUCCACCCGCGACCUGCAGAAGAAGAGCGAGCAGGGGCUGCGACGAAAGAGUCUCGUCAGUGCGGCGCUGGCUUCGAUGGUUGAAUAAGGUCGUGCUUGUCUCCUGUCUUCCCGAGAACCAACGUGUAUCUCUUCUCUUGGGGUAUAUAUGUCCAGCAUCCUUGAGCCAGGUGCAUACCAUUCAUCGCUUCGAUACCUGCUUCGACUCUUCCCUUUUCUCCAUUCCUCUUUUUUUUCAUUCUUCUUCACUUCUCUUUUCUGACUCACUUUUUUUGUUCUAUAUCCGGGUGUGCGCUCCUCAUCUUCAUCUCUGUUCCUAUUGCCAUCUAUCUUCUUUCAGGGUUUGGAAUUGCUUGUGCAUUGUGUGCAUAUCGAAAGAAAGAUACCCAGACUGUCUGCUUGUUUGCCUUGGACGUUCUAUUCUUUUUUUGUUUUUUGUCUCUUGGUGCAUUCAUAUUGGUGCGACCCUCGAAACUCGGUUAUAGGGCACU